ACCCAAUUAAAGCCCUUUUUCGGAUUCAGAGAUCAAAUUUUAUGUCUACUAAAUACGUGUACGUACGUACGUACAUGUAGGUCCUAGAACAGAUUUGAAAAUCGAAAGAAGCAGCUGUAAAAUGGAUGUCAUUAAUCAAUUUGAGAAACUCAAGCAAGAAAAUUUUGAAGCAGCUGUUAAAGGCCUCUUACAAGAUGUGUCAGCAGUAAAUUCUCUGAGGAACUGUCUCCGUUCUCAAGUUAAAUUGGAGAAUAUCACACUGUUUGAAUGGCUCUUCAAUUGCAUUCAACUUAGAGAAAAGAGUAGCGAUUUGUUUCGCUUUAUACUGCAAUUCUUACCUGAUCUGCUCCUUGUCUAUCUUCAUGCUGUCUAUGAGAGCAACGUCAAGCUGAAGGCAAUGUCUGAGACACCUUUGCUGGGACUCCUCAUGGAGAUUGAGAAAAAUAAGCCACCACUCAUCCAGGUGCCCACUCUGGCUAAGCCUUCCAUGUAUCACAAGGCUACUGUGCAGCCUCCUCAGUCUGGUUUGACUGAGGCUAACCUUUUGAGACAUAAUCAGGCGGACUAUGCUCCUACAAGACCUACCUUUGCUAACAAAAUCAUUACCGUCAACAACAGAUUACUUUUCUUGUCGACUGUGAUGAAUGUAUUUGCUGACCAUAUCACUACCUUGUGUCACGAGUCAAGAGUAGCCUUCUGUGAGGCUUGCGUAAUAAUCGGUAUGCAGGGAAUGGGCACGGUUUUCUUGAGCGAAUUGAAUGGAAUUUCUGCCAAUUUGAGUCUAGAAGAACUUUACUCAUUGAGGAGAUAUUCUGUCAGCGACUCACUAAUAACCAGUCUGUUGAGGGGAUUAAGAAUGUGUCUAUUCCAAAGCUGCCACCCUGUUGCAAUGGAUGCACUCCGUGUCUUAAAACUACGAGCUGAAUAUGAAUUGCUCACUGUCGCAAUACAGACAAGCCAUGCUUUGUCUAGACUUGCUGAAGGUGUGAAGUCGAUGGAAGUCCCACUAGACAUAUCCAAACAAUCUUCUUACUAUGGAGAAGGUAGCUCGAAGUUUGAGAAAGAUUCAGCAGAGGUCCACAUUGUGUUGAACAGUCAUGUCCUACACUGUAAGCUGCUUAACUCAACAAACCCUAGUGAACAACUUAAGAUCACCAGAUCUACUGAUGUAUGAUCAGUAAUACGUACCGCAGAACAUGUACUUGUGACGUAUAGCAAUACAUUAAUAUCGUAGUCCUCCAUUAAGCAGGUAUCUUAUGUUUUACUUCAGUUUGUUCAAAUUUCAUGUAUAAUUAUGCUUGCGAGAGCAAGGCUUGAA
Halichondria panicea is the source of this 1318-nucleotide messenger RNA. Its product is annotated as hyccin-like. The record is from RefSeq and is a predicted model, not a curated record. Lineage: Eukaryota; Metazoa; Porifera; Demospongiae; Suberitida; Halichondriidae. Gene Ontology annotation, biological process: protein localization to plasma membrane; phosphatidylinositol phosphate biosynthetic process. The transcript is spliced from 10 exons. The coding region runs from base 122 to 1174 and encodes 350 amino acids. Gene Ontology annotation, cellular component: plasma membrane.